This is a messenger RNA of Rotaria sordida, 735 nucleotides long. The record is from the annotation of a GenBank genome assembly. Lineage: Eukaryota; Metazoa; Rotifera; Eurotatoria; Philodinida; Philodinidae.
AUGACAAAUCCAAAAGGUUAUCGUCGAGGUACCCGUCAUUUAUUUGCAAGAGAUUUCAAGAAAAAUGGUCGUAUUCCUUUGGCUACCUAUAUGAAAAUUUAUAAACGUGGUGAUAUUGUCGAUAUUAAAGGAAAUGGUGCUGUACAAAAAGGUAUGCCACAUCGAUUUUAUCAUGGAAAAACAGGUCGUGUUUUUAAUGUAACUCGACAUGCUGUUGGUAUCAUUGUCAACAAACGUGUUCGUCAUCGUGUUAUUGCUAAACGAAUCAAUGUUCGUGUUGAACAUAUCAAACACUCAAAAUGUCGUGCUGAUUUUCUCAAUCGUGUCAAACUCAGUGAACAAUUGAAACGAACAGCCAAAGAAACAGGCAAGAGUGUACCACUUGCUAGUAUUAAACGACAGCCGCAAGGCCCACGUAAACAACGUUUGAUGGCUGAUAGUAUUGGUCGUAGAAAAGAAAAUAUUGUUGAUUUAAAUAAAUAUUUAGAUAAACGUAUUCGAGUGAAAUUUAAUGGUGGUCGUGAAUGUAGUGGAGUUUUAAAAGGUUAUGAUCAAUUAUUAAAUUUGGUACUCGAUCAAACAAUUGAAUAUUUACGUGAUCCUGAUGAUGAAUAUAAAAUUAGUGAAGAUACUCGACAAUUAGGACUUGUUAUAUGUCGAGGUACAUCAGUGGUACUCAUAUGUCCAUUAGAUGGUAUGGAAGAAAUUCCAAAUCCAUUUGUUCAACAUGAAUGA